UGGUGUAGUUUGGGCGGAAACGGCGCUCGCGGUGAGAGCUGGGAACUUCAGCACAUUCAUAUUGGAAAACAGCGCAGACGGGGAGCCCGUAACACACCAAUUCAACAUCCAAAGACUACCUAGCAUCACUUAAACAUUCUCACACGGUGACGUGGAUGUCGUCUUUCAGCGGGCUUUCUUUCACUGUAUAGGCAUGGCAGAGCUGGCGGGUCUAGUGCAGCGUUUGGAGUUGGCCGUGGGUCGUCUGGAGGCCAUGUCCAGUUCGGGGAGUGGAGGAGGCCCUGCUGCUCCUUCUGGAGUGGUGGCAGUAUAUGUUGAAUCCUAUGACAACUUGAUCUCUGGCCCCGUUGCUCAGUACGCUGCCCUCAGUCAGAAGAUAGGGGGUGAUGUCCUAAAGCACUCUGAGAUGAUGAAGCAGGCAUUCUCCAGUCAAAGACAGCUUCUGGUCAAAGCUUCCUGCUCUCAGAAACCUUCUGAUUCUGUCCUGACCUCUCUGCUAGCCCCUGUAUCUAAAGCGAUCCAGGAUGUGCAAUCGUUCCGAGAGAAGAACCGCUCCUCACCUUUUUUCAAUCACCUCUCUGCUGUCAGUGAGAGUGUUCCCGCCCUCGGCUGGGUUGCCAUGGCCCCAAAGCCAGGCCCUUAUGUGAAGGAGAUGCAGGAUGCUGCCAUGUUCUACACAAACCGUGUGCUCAAGGAUUACAAGGAAAAAGACAAAACCCAUGUGGACUGGGUCCAUGCCUAUGUGUCCAUUUGGACUGAGCUGCAGGCUUACAUCAAGCUGCACCACACCACUGGACUGAGCUGGAGCAAGACUGGUCCAGUUGCUUCAGCCUCUGGAGCUGUCCCCAGUGGAGGAGCACCAGCCCCACCUCCCCCAGGCCCACCUCCACCCCCCAUGGACUUUGACAAGUCAUCAGACGGAGACUCUGGGGCAGUCAGUCGCAAUGCUCUUUUCGCCUCCAUCAACAAGGGAGCUGAUAUUACUAAAGGGCUGAAGCAUGUGUCUGAUGACCAGAAGACCCACAAGAAUCCUGCACUCAAAGCCCAGGGAGGUCCUGUGUCCUCUGGACCCAAACCCUUCACUCCUCGCCCCACAGCAGCUGCCGGCCCGGCCCGCAAUCUGCCCCCAGUGCUGGAGCUGGAUGGCAAGAAAUGGAAAGUGGAAAACCAUGAGGGUGCCCAUGGCCUUUUGAUCAGUGACACAGAACUCAAACAGGUGGUUUAUGCCUUUAAGUGCAACAACAGCACAUUACAGGUGAAAGGAAAGAUCAACUCCAUUAUUUUAGAUAACUGUAAGAAAAUGGGUCUCGUCUUUGAAGAUGUUGUGGGUAUUGUUGAGGUGAUCAACUGUAAAGAUGUAAAGGUCCAGGUUAUGGGUAAAGUGCCAACUAUCUCCAUCAACAAGACAGAUGGCUGCCAUGUUUACCUGAGUAAGGACUCCCUGGCAUGUGAAAUCAUCAGUGCCAAGAGCUCUGAGAUGAACGUUCUGGUGCCCAACAAAGAUGGAGAAUAUACUGAGAUCCCAGUCCCUGAACAAUUUAAAACCAUAUGGGAUGGUAGCAAGCUGGUCACCACAGCAACUGAGAUUGCUGGAUAAAAGAUUAAACUGUGCAAGACCACCUCCAUUACAGUGUCCUAUCGGACUGGCCAAUGAGCUUGAAUGGAAUCCCAACCAGAUCUACACUCCUAUCAUCCAAUCAUAUCUUCCCUCAACUAGUGAAAUUAGUGUUUACUUUACCAAAAGCACUUGCUCAGCCAAUGGCAGGGACCCAUUUUGUUCUAUUCCACCUGAUAAAACCAAGCACUUGAAAAUGAUUGCCAACAGUUUUUUUUUUCUUCAAUCUUACAGCUGUGCUAAGCAAAAUAACAUGUGAAUGGCCAUCUAAAAGUAGCAAAUCAUGUAAUCAGAUCUGUUUAUUGGUUUUUGUUAUUUUGAUGUCUUGUGUUCAUUUUUGUCUUCUACAUUUUCUGAGCGGGGGCAUGUGAAUGGAGGUCACAGCAGUUUCUGUGUGACAUGCAAUUCAGAUCUGAAGCACACAAAUAUGUCUCUUUAGAUGACCACAACUCAGACAUUUACUGUAACUAUUAACUUUUCUAGAGAUAAUUAUUAUUAUGAAGAUUUGUGUCAAAUCUUAAGAGGACUAAAAGCAUUAUUAUAGGAACCCCCUCCUUUUCAGUAAUGUAUUCUAGAGCACAUGGCACAAUCCAUGUUGUAAUAUGAAGAAAUGAACAUUCCAUAGUUCAUGAUGGAAAUAUGUGGAAAGCUUUUUAUUUCUUAGUGUUUUUGGCACAAACUGGAGAAGGAUACAUUUGAAGCAUAAUAAUUUGAUGCUUAUGGUACGGUCCAUGUUGAAUUGAAAGCUGCCUUGUGUGAUUUCUAAUGACCAUCUGCUGUAAUAACUUGUACAGAGACUGGGUUUAUGUGAAUUGUCUCCAUCUCUUGCUCAUCACAUUCAUUAACUAGUUUAUGCUUUAAUUCCAACCUCUAAUCAUUCCAUCUUUUCCUCUUAUAAUAUCCUCUUAUAAUAUUGAGGCCAUGAUUGUGGAAUUUAUUUUGUAUAUUUGUUUUCUUCUCUUAUUUGGCCAAGAAUUUACCAGAUAGUAGUACUAGAGAACAAACAUUAAAAUUGUUGCAAUAAAUAAAAUCACUUU
Molecule: messenger RNA, 2652 nt
Organism: Xyrauchen texanus (razorback sucker)
Lineage: Eukaryota; Metazoa; Chordata; Actinopteri; Cypriniformes; Catostomidae
Gene: cap1
Product: CAP, adenylate cyclase-associated protein 1 (yeast)
Exons: 13
Coding region: 194-1597 (467 amino acids)
Biological process (GO): cell morphogenesis; regulation of adenylate cyclase activity; cytoskeleton organization
Cellular component (GO): cytoplasm
Molecular function (GO): actin binding; adenylate cyclase binding
Source: RefSeq, a predicted model, not a curated record